This is a messenger RNA of Pyricularia oryzae 70-15, 1944 nucleotides long. RefSeq names its product PQ loop repeat protein. The record is from RefSeq and is a predicted model, not a curated record. NCBI's taxonomy places the organism in Eukaryota, Fungi, Ascomycota, Sordariomycetes, Magnaporthales, Pyriculariaceae. The transcript has 3 exons. The coding region runs from base 283 to 1365 and encodes 360 amino acids.
GCGCCGGUCUAGCUUUAGACAGGGCGGGCGGUCUACGCCUCAAUCGCCGACAACCCAUAACUUUUUUUUAUUUUAUUUUUAUUGUCGACUUCUUUAUCGGAAACGCGAUUCGCACUGCCAGAUUUGGAUUCGGCAAACCCAAUCGACAAAAGAAAAAUCCGCCUCGACUAUUACAACAAAGCAAUCCACGCACGAAACGUUCGAGAUGGUAUAACGCAGCUCGGGGUCACAAACCAAAACAAACCGACCACACUCCCUGUCCACCAAUUCUGCGUCGCCGGGAUGGACGCCUUUUGGGUCGCAGCGUCGAGCCGCUGCGAAGAGCUGCGGUCGCCGGGCCCGAUCAAUCUGAUUGUGUCAAUAUUCAUCCUCGUCGGGAUGCUCAUUUCCUACCUCCCUCAACACUAUCGAAUCAUCUCCCGCGGCACAUCCGAAGGAAUUUCGCCCUAUUUUGUACUCCUUGGUGUCACUUCGGCUACCUCGGGCUUUGCCAAUAUCCUCACGCUCCCCCAAUCGAGGCAGGACGUGACUUGCUGCAAGGAUCUGGAUACCUUCCAUUGCCUGGCUGGCCUCCUCGGCAUUGCGCAGUUGGGAGUGCAGUGGAUAUGUUUCGCCGUAAUCCUCGUACUGUUCCUUGUUUUCUUCCGAUACGGCGAUACCACGAUACCGGAUGAAGAAGAGCUGCCAGAUGAAGCUCAGCCCAAGUGGCAGACUGCCGUCAUGGUAGCGGUUGUGUGUUUUCUACAUGGGCUUGUGGUCAUUAUCAUUACCGCAGUGAUGGGAUACAUCUUCCCGGAUCACCUAUCCGCCUGGGCCAACUCAUUGGGCAUCAUGGCAGCGGUCCUGGCUGGGAUACAAUAUAUACCACAGAUCUGGACGACAUAUCAUCUCAAGCAUGUCGGGAGUCUGAGCAUACCAAUGAUGUGCAUCCAAACACCGGGAGGAUAUUUGUUUGCAGGGAGCCUGUUUGCCCGUCUGGGAUGGGCAGGCUGGAGCUCCUGGGGUAUUUUCCUCCUCACUGCAACGAUGCAAGGGGUGUUGCUUUGCAUGGGCAUCUACUAUGAGAUCAGCAGAGGCAAAGAGAAGGCUCGCGCGGAAGCAACGAACGGGACCCAUCCUCAUGGGGAUUCGGAGGACUCUGAAAGGGAUGAUGAUCCACUGGCCACACCUCCUCAUGGAGGAAGAGCGGCCUACACCCCGGGUUUGGACGAAGGCGUGCCAAGACUAUACACCGCGCACCCUGAACAUUACGCAAACACUCCAGAGGAGCUUCAGGGGAUAUUGGACCGGCAAGAAGCGGACGCGGCCGCCGAAACGCAACCCCUUCUCAAGCCUGGAGGAAUUGGUACGCCUUACAACACGUAGCGCACGACUGUGGGUCCCAGUUGGCUUCUACUGUGGUAUGUAGAAGCACAUCUCGAGACCCUUACAGUAAGAGGCACAGCUUGCGUGGCAUCGAAGUUCUUGACUCGACUCUGACGCGAACCUCGGACUAGCUCGGAGAAAUGUCCUUCUAUUAUUUAUUCAGAAAGUAUAUUUUUGUACAUGGCAGAAUCUUUUCUUGAUUAUUUCUUGAUAUUCAGCAUUCACAUUGCGCAACCGUAUUUGCAAGCAAACGGGCCCAUUAUUUGGAUGUUUUCACUUCGUACAUUUUAACGCAUUAUUUCGGUUUGCGAACCAUCGAUCGGGCGGGUGUCAAUGCCGUGCCGAGCUGGCCAAGACCAAGCAACAAAUUGAUUCAUUCGCAAUUACUUAAAUUUGUCGGGAAAACCUCCUCCGAUUUUCUCACAUUAGUUGGGACGACUAUUUUCAGCAGUGGUGGUGGUGAUCAGCAGCUUCUAGGGUAUUUAACAGAAACAAAGAAAACGCGUAAUUCAGUAUGCAACGCCGAACUGGUUUCCUAGAUGGCUCAAAGGGAGGUUGGCGAUACUUAGCCGCGAAACA